GUGUCAGAGAGAGAGAGAGAGAGAGAGAGUCAAAGGCAGUCAAAUAGAGAGAGAGAGGGAGCGAGAGAGAGAGAGAGGGAGAGGAGGGGGGAGUGGAGCCUGACGCAGUGUGAGAGGCAGAAGCUGAGAGGAGAGAGACAGGAGAACGAGGGAGACAGCGGCGAGGAAGCAGCGCAUCACAUCAGGCGCCGUUUUGCAUCCCGACCAAAAAAAGAAAAAAAAAAGACACAUCAGUGAGUCUCCUCCACACCGGCUGCUGCUGCCGCUGCUGCUGCCGCUGCCGAGCUCCUCCACCCCGGCCACCGGCUCCACACAGGGGCCGCAGAGGAGACACGUGCAAGCUCCGGAUCAAAUCACUGACCAAAAAAAAAAAAAAAGAAAAGAAAAGAAAGAAAGACAGAAAGCCCACCACAUCAACACAACCAGAGGCUGCGAGAGGAGCCCCGCUCUGCCGAGGAGACACGUCCCUCUUCAUCCUCUCUCAUCUCCCUCCACGCUGACAUCUGGAGCAGGAGGCUAAACUACGUUCUGCUGCCUCCCAGUCCACAGCAGAACAUCCCUCAGCUCCUGCACCGGUACUGUUACCUGCUUCUCCAGGAUGGAGGGGGUGCUGACGGCCAUCUACUGAAGUGAUGUGAGAGGCACGCCGAGACUCUGCCGGUUUCGGAGAAGUCCUCCAUCUGCAGAAGGGACGAGUUCUCACACCAAGUACAGAGCAGAGAGCAAUGAGGAAGAAAGAAAAGAGGUGCUUGUCUAAUCAGAUAUGCAGAUGGCCACAGAAGACAUGAGAACCAGCCAAUCUGGCGCCAGGACAACUUCCGCUUGCCAAUUUAUACAUAACAAAUCAAAUGCGACCCCCUAAUUGAACAACUGAUACAGUUUUACCUGGACACACAUACUGCCAACGGAGCGAUCCAUCAUGUCCUGCACAUAAAUUCCUUAAUCCCCAACACGACUUCGCCUCAAACGUCAGUUUUUGCCGCGUGAUCACGAGGAAGCCGAGUAGAAAACACAGGAGCAUUUUUACCAUGCUGUGACUAUACCUCAAAUCAGACCAGACACACAUCUGACAACACCGGGUCACCACUAACUAAUAUAUGAGUCUAUAAAGCAGCCCUCACUCCCUUUUUCAAAUGGCGCCCGCCCGCUUGAAUAAAUGCUAGAUGGUCUCUGGUCGGCUUUCUCCAAUGGAUAUUGUGAUGACAUCCCAAAUGGCCGAGAGAACAGGACAGGGACGGCAGAGACAUAACUUAACUGGAGGCUCUUCAUCAGCGGUCCUGUCCACAGCCGGCUCCGUCCUCUGUUGGCUCGCCCUGCUGUCAGUAAUGAGGUUGCCGAUGGUCACAGCCGACUGCUGGCUUAUCGAGGGGGAGAAGGGCUUCGUGUGGCUGGCUAUCUGCAGUAUGAACCAGCCGCCUUACGAGGCCAUCCCCUCCCACAUUAACAGCACCAUUGUGGAUCUGAGGCUGAACGAGAACAAGAUACGCUCGGUGCAUUAUUCUUCGCUCAGUCGCUUCGGCAACCUCACCUAUCUGAACCUCACCAAGAACGACAUCAGCUACGUGGAGGACGGAGCGUUCUCAGCACAAUUCAACCUGCAGGUUCUCCAGAUGGGUUUUAACAAGUUAAGGAACCUGACAGAGGGGAUGCUGCGGGGCCUGGGCAAGCUGCAGUAUCUCUACUUGCAAGCCAACCUCAUUGAGACUGUUACACCCAAUACCUUCUGGGAAUGCCCCAACAUAGAGAAUAUAGACCUCUCCAUGAACAGGAUCCAGGUGCUGGAUGGUAGUCUGUUCUCUGGACUCUCUAAGCUGACCACCUGUGAACUUUACACCAACCCCUUCAACUGCUCCUGUGAGCUGCUGGGUUUCCUGCGCUGGCUCUCGGCCUUCCCCAACAGGACCAGUGAGAGGAUGGUGUGCGACUCACCUCAAGGAUUCUUUGGCUACAACCUUCUGAGCCAGAACCCCCGCAUGCCCACCCAACGCAACGCUCUGCACGUGUUAAGUCUCGUAUGCACGGACGACGGCAGCAGCGUGACAUCCUUCUAUAUCCUCGGCGAAUCUACCACCCAGGCCCCGGAUUUUUCUUCUCCCUGCGUACUGGAGGAUUGUUCUUCUGGAACGAUUCCUGAAGAGGAAAUCAACUCGGGCCCGAUCAUCUCUGAAGCCAAUCCGAUCAUGAUGCUGAAGCAGGUGCUACAUUCGAGCGCUGUGAUAACGGUUCAGAUUCCUCAUCCGUACAGGAAAAUGUACAUCCUGGUGCUUUACAACAACAGCUUCUUCACAGAUAUCCAGAAUCUGAAAAACCAACGAGAAGACAUUGAGCUAAAGAACUUAAAACCUAACACGGACUACACGUACUGUGUGGCAUCUAUACGAAACUCCUUGCGCUUCAACCACACCUGCCUGACCAUCUCCACUGGUCGCCGGGCCGGGGGCACGAGGGUAGCCAAUCAGUCGUCAGCCACCCACUACAUCAUGACUAUUAUAGGCUGUUUGUUCGGCAUGCUACUCUUCCUUGGCCUGGUUGUCCACUGCCUGAGGAAGAGGAGGAUCAUGGAGGAGAAGGAGAGGAAGAUGAGCAGGAUCCAGAGGACUCUGAUAGAGCUCAAGUAUGGUGGGGAAGGGGAUAUAGAGGGAGGGAGCGGAGGAUCCCAGAAGCUUGCUGCUGGGGACAGUCUGUCCAGAAUGCCCUACCUGCCUCAGGGAGGCGAGAUAGAUCCGUACAAGUUGCAGGAGGUGAUAGAAACACCGCCGCACAAGCCUGCUAAACUGAACUAUAUGGAGGUGAGAGGGUCCGGCAUGGAAAGGGAGAGGGAGCGGGAGAGAGAGCGGGAAAGAGAGCGCGAGCGAGAGAGAGACAUGUCGCCGCAAGCAAAUCCCCAGGGCUCAGUGGCAGAGAUCUCCACCAUCGCUAAAGAAGUCGAUAAAGUGAACCAGAUCAUCAACAACUGUAUAGAUGCUCUCAAAUCUGAGUCUACCUCCUUUCAACAGGGGAUGAAAUCCCCCUCUUCUGCUGGCGGAGGGGCCGUUUCCACUGCAGAGCCGCAGCUGGUGCUUCUCUCUGAGCAAGUAGAGAGGGGAGACAGAGGAGGCGAGUUCCUCUCCCCGGUGUAUAAGGGAGGAAGAGGAGGAAGGGAAGAGAGGGGGAGAAGCUACCAUCAUUCACUACAGCGACACCACAGCAUGGAGGCUCCUCCGACCUCCAAAAGGCCCAGCACCUCCUCUUCUCCCGGCUCGGCCCGGAGCCCUCGCUCAUUCCGCUCAGAGGGAGGCUACCACACGUCAGAGACCCGUUAUAUCGAGAGGACCUCACCUGGAGAAAGGGGAGAGAGGGGAGAGAGGGGAGAGAGGGGAGAGAGGGGAGGUGGGGAGGCCAUCCGUACAGUCACCCCAGCAGCAGCUAUCCUACGAGCUGAAGCCCAGAGAAUCCGCCAGUACAAUGAACACCGCCACUCCUAUCCUGGCUCCCAGCAGCACCUCCAGGAGCUGCAGCACCACCCCCAGAUCCUACAGGAGCUCCACCACCACCCAGGGGGCCGCAAGCCCUCCGUGUUAGACCCCCUCACCCUCAGCAGGCAGGCCAAGCAGAGGGAGCUGGCCUACUCCCAGCUCUCGCCGCACUACCCACUCUCGCCCCAGUACCACAACCUCAGCUACUGCUCCAGCCCAGACGAAGACGAGGAGGAGGAGGGGCUCCUCUGCACCCCGACCCUGGGGCUGUGGGAGAGGUUCAAGCUGCACCGCAAAAGGCACCGGCAGGCGUCCAUGGAGGACGAAGGCUACGUGGCAGCCGGACACGCGCUGAGGCGAAAAGUUCAGUUUGCCAAGGAUGAGGAUCUUCACGACAUACUGGACUACUGGAAGGGUGUGUCCGCCCAGCAGAAGACCUGAUCCCACAUCUGGAGGCCCCACGCAGCUCUGAAGAUGGAAAACAAGAACUCUGCACCCAUAACAUAUUGAUACAGACACACAGACCUGUAAAUAAACACAAACGCACACAACUUACAGGAUCUAACGAAUCAGAUUGCACACAUACGUCUAGAUACAAACACACACACACACACACACACACACACACACACACACACACACACACGUUGGCUCACACUUUACACAAACUAAGCCUUUGCUUCUGAGAACACGAAGGAGGACCAAACUAAUAUAUUACAUUGAAAAAUCAUAACUUAUAGAGAGACUGAGUUACUUUUUGUAAUGUAAUGAAAAUUAUAGCUCAGACUUAUGUAGCUAUUUGUACUAAGUUUUGAAUGAAGGAAAAAAAAAAAAUCCAGAAGAAACAGAAAAACCUUAAACGUUGCCGGGCAACCCAUCCUGAACCGCCUGGCCUUGAGACUGAUGUUCAUCAUCAAACCUGAUAAUGGCAGAUUAACCUCACCGGUUCUCAUUACGGCAGCGGAUUGGACGAGAGUUUUCUGUGAUUGUUUUUUUUUUUUUUUUUUUUUUGGGUGCAUCGCGCCCUGCGAUACUGCUGCAGGAAAAAAAAAAAAAAAAAGAAAGAACUAUUUGCCUUGAUUUGGACGAUUUUUAAAACAUCAAAACGACAAACUCUGGAUGGGUCGCCAGGCAACAGUAAUAUUCAACUGUGCUGAGAACGAGUAGGUAGCUCUCAACAGAGAGUGAGUUUAAUGUGCCAAAUCAACCAAGGGGAUAGUAGAGCCCUACUGUGUACCAACUUCUCCUCGCCACUGUUUUUAUAUACAGAAUUUAAAAAAAACCUAGAAUGAUAUGUUAUUACUAUUAAUUAUUCUUAUUACAUUACUGGUCUUCUUAUUAUUCCUAUGCUCCUCAUCAUUAAUACUCUAUUAUUUGAAUAUGGCAUGGCUCUGUCGUGUGACUGUGUUUUGACUCUUUUGAAACCUCUCAGCCGAGAAGUGCACACCAACGGAGACAAACAGUGUGAUGGACGAGACAUUUGAGUUCUUCUUUUCUACCGAGAGGAAUGUGCUCUCCGCUGAGCCGCAACGAAAAAAAACAAACAAAAAAAAAACCCCAACAAAGCCCGUCUUUUCUCUUGGUGAACCCCUGCUCCACCUGCUCCUCAUCCUCCUAAAGAGGCAACGCUGUACAGAUGAGAGAGAGAAGUUCUAUAUUUGCAACAGAGGUGACUGUUUUGUUUGUACAACAUGGGUUUUGAAAUCUUUCAGACUUUUCGGAAACCAGAAUCCCAAGUUAGUUACCUACCUGCUCACUUACAACGGUACGUUUUUGAUUUUGAAAAAAAAAAAAACAUCGAACUAAAAAAAAAAAAAAAAUUCUAAUCUUCAAAUGAAUGUCUUCAAUUCCCACAGGGGAAACAUAUCUGCACUGUUCAAAAUCAAAAAACGACUCUUAGGAAAAAAGACCUAAAACUCUCAGCUUCCUUCCCGAUACACUGUAGAUCCACUGUGUUUUAUCAACAAGUCGUUUUUCUUUUCCUCCUCCCAUCUCUCCCAGGUUUUUUACUUUUUAAUUUCUAUGGAUUCAUCUGGUUCCACUGUGGUGCCACAUUGUGCCAACUUGAUCAAUCACAAAGAAGUAUUUGAAAUGAUUUUAAAUACUAUUUACAGACCUCUGCUCCUUCACAUCGAUACACAUCCGUUUGCCAAACAGAACGACAAUUUGCACAAAAAGAUCCACCCCCAUUGGCUCACUGCUCCCCCUUUCUAUCCUCCAAUCAUUUCUAAGACCAAAGUACUGUGGUAGUAAAUUGACCCUUAUAGCCCCUGACCCGGCCCCAGCUACUGACCCACCAUCAUCCUUACAGUUGCAUUCAAAUGUACUCAUGCACACACACACAGCCACACACAGAUGAAUGUAUUCUUUGAGAAGUUAACACUGUUCAGCAGCUGGAUUUUCUGUUUUCCGAUGUACAAGCUGUGUUCAAACGGUGUCCUCAUCUGUCUGAUGGAAAACUCUACUCAGAUGGCCACUUGUGUUGCAGAUGUGGAGAUAUAUGAGGAAUAUUUUGGCUCUCUAAAACACUCAAUCUGGCCCCACUCAGGGCGGAUUCUCAUGGACGACUUUGCUCACAUCAGUUUGUGCCACCAAUGGAGCCAAAUGUUGUCCACAAGAAGCCCAAAAUUGCCAUUGUAGACGUCCAUUGAAGUAAUAGCUAUGGGGUUUUGCCUUAUCAAAGGUCUACUUUCUACUGAAAAAGUUCCCGAUAUAUGAAAAGUGUUAUUGUCUAAUGUGAUUAGUAUCACUAGCGUGGUGAAAAGAGACUACAUAUAUAUCUGGAGGCUGUAAAGAGGAGAAACAUGUGAUAAGAGAAAUACUGCUGUUUAUUCUAUACUGAACUGUGCUACGAUAACUCAUUUAAGAAGUCUGUAAACCAGGGAUGGAGUCAAGGACAUUUCAAUUCAGUGGAUUUUCAAUUAAACAAGCUUGUAGUUUUCACAGUAUUGACAACCAAUUUGUAAUUACAAGUGCUUAUACCGACUGAAUCGCAAUCCAGUUCGCUUUCUGAAUUGAAACAGAACUGACUCCUCGAAACAACACUGAAAACUAAACAAUGGAAACAACAGGGCUGGCGAACAACAGCGAGUUUACUGGUGAAAGGAAACACUGUAUAAAAUCUUUUUUCUCUGCUAUAAUGAGUUCAGAAUGCUCAAGUCAUUAAGCCCAGUUAAAGCCAUAAUCGCGGGUUAGUGAAAUCGCCGCAGCUGUUUGUAGCACUGCGAAAAAAAAAGCACCUUCAUUUGUGUGAUUAAAACAAAAAAAAUAAAAAUUACAGGCCGUCUGUUUCUCCCCUCGUGCUGCAGCAGCCACGACAGGAUUCCUCUGCUGCUGCAGCAAACAACCCAACUCUGAUCCAGAACGAGGAGCCGCGGUUGUUUCUGCAUUACACGUCCCAGAUUGUGGCUUUAACUAAACAACAGCCUUAAAACAUUCGAUUUUAUUUCAUCUUUUUAACUUUAGCAUUGCUUUGAAAAUGGAGAAAAAAAAAAAAAAAGAAAAAAAAAAAAAAAACGUCCUGGUUUCUUAACUUAUACUUUCCUGACUGCAAUUUUAUAAUUGCUUGGUUCUUAAGCCUCACUUGAGCAUUCUUUGAGUAACAGUAAUAUCAAUGUAGCGAUGUAUUAAACUACUGUUUUUUUUUUGUUUGUUUGUUUUUUUGUUUAUCAUUCUGUUUAUGAACAAUAAUGGCCUGAGUUCAUCACGUGUCAGAGAGCAGCAGGGCUCGUCUAGAAUCUGACGACGGCGAGCCGGGGAGGUCGAGGCGACUCUAAUCAGUGCUGCUGUUCUUUGAGGCGUGAUGAAGAGAAACUGUGUUUUUUGUUUUGUUUUGUUUUGGGUUUUUUUGAAACAACAAUGCCUAGAAAGUUGAAAUAAAUAGAGGUCUUACUGACAACAGAGAGAGACGACAAUGGAGCAUGCAGCGAGGAAACCUUCAGUGGAAGCUUGUGUUGUAUUCUUCUAGUGACUGACUCAGGAGCGAGCGAGUGAGAGAGAAAGAGAGAACGCUCUGCCAUAGGAUCUCUCAGAGGCUUUCUUUCUUUAUUUUCUUGUCAAAAAAUUAAAAUGAGCACAAUAAAAUAGCCUUUCUUUCACUGUCUCCUUUCCUGGAGAAAAAAAAAAA
Molecule: messenger RNA, 7581 nt
Organism: Acanthopagrus latus (yellowfin seabream)
Lineage: Eukaryota; Metazoa; Chordata; Actinopteri; Spariformes; Sparidae
Product: protein ELFN1-like
Exons: 7
Coding region: 1164-3896 (910 amino acids)
Cellular component (GO): plasma membrane
Molecular function (GO): protein binding
Source: RefSeq, a predicted model, not a curated record